Molecule: messenger RNA, 354 nt
Organism: Alternaria ventricosa
Lineage: Eukaryota; Fungi; Ascomycota; Dothideomycetes; Pleosporales; Pleosporaceae
Exons: 2
Coding region: 1-354 (117 amino acids)
Source: RefSeq, a predicted model, not a curated record
AUGAACUCCGUCCGCGCCGCGACCCGCGCCUCGCGCACCGCCCUCACCGCUUCGGCUCGCACAGCAGCUCCCCGCCGAGCCUUCUCACUGUCACAAACGAAGCGAUCGGGUCACGGACCCAGCUACGACCCCCCGUCCGGAUGGCUCUUUGGCGUUAAGCCUGGCGAGCAGUAUGAGAAGGAGGGGUGGGAGAAUGCUAUGUAUUGGGGUUUUGGGGGUGCGUGUGCGUUUGGGGUUGUGGCUUAUGCUUUUAAGCCGGAUACUAGCAUCCAAACCUGGGCCCUAGAAGAAGCACGCCGAAGACUCGAAGCCGAGGGCAUCCUCGCAGACCCCGACACCGUCAAGAAGGAGUAA